AUGGGCUGGCUGGGCGGCACCCCCACCAAGGCCCCGACGACGCCUCGAGGCAAGCGCGGCAGAUCUCUUCGGGACCACGAGAGCCCCGCCAAGUACGAGUUCAUGCACUUCGUGCUCGAGUAUGGCGAGAAGACGCUGGCCAACUGCCUCAGGGAGGUCGACCUCGCCCAGUACCGAGAGAUCCUUUGGCAGGUUCUCUACGCGCUGCAUGUGGCCGGCAAGACCUUCUCCUUCAGCCACUACGACCUCCACCACAAGAACAUCCUCUUGUGUUCGUUGCCGAUGGAGGAUGGGUGCUACGUCUACUACCACAAGGGCGUGGCCUACUACAACCAGACAUGCAUUGUAAAGAUAGCUGAUUUUGGGCUGAGCCGCAUCACCACGGAGGAAGGAGAGACGCUGUGCAACACAAAGAACGCCCUCGGGCAGGAGUAUUCCCCAGAUGUCGAUGUGAUGAGCGUCGUCGGCUGGCCCUGGAAGAAUCUCGAUCCCGACAGGGACAACGACCCCAACCACAAGGAGUUGCAAAGUCUGCAGAGGCUGAUGCGCAAGGGCGUCCGGCCGGCUGCCCUCCUCAACCACCCCUUCUUCGCCCCGCUCAAGGAGGCGCCGGCGGCAUUCAGCGCCGAGCGGUGUGUCGCCGUCUCGACCGAGGGGCUCGAGGGCAUACCGAAGGACCUUCACGCCCGCGCGCUGGCGACCUGUGCGCCACCCACUCCUUCGGCCAGCCGGUCCGGCGCCAGCGGCAGCACGGCUUCGCCCACGACCAGGUCGCCGAGCGGAUUCGUUGUGCCCGCGUCGCCUUACCGCAUGGUUGGCCCGUCGGGGAUCAGGCGAUCGUUUGUGAAGCCGCCGCAGCCUUUCACUCCCUCUUUCACCGCCAAGCUGGCCGACCACGAGGAGCCGGCCGACCUCAAGGAAGGCGAGCCCACGCCCAAGCGGGCCAGGCCGACUACACCCACGAGCUAUCCGACCACGCCCACGAGCCAGCCGACCACGCCCAGGUCUUCGGUGGAGGCGAGCAAGCCCGAGGGCACGCCCUCACAACCGGCUGCGGAGGUAAGGAAGGUCAUUAGGCUGGCCAAGCGGAAGCGACCGCCACCGCCUUCAUUCUUGGCCGCCGACAGUGGCGCCAACAAGGAGAACGAUCCUAACCGGCGAAGCGAGUACACCAACAACAAGAACAACGAGACGACGAAGAAGGCGAAGCGAGAGGCGGAUGCACAGCUGGCAGCUGAUGAAAGCGACGCCAGGGACAUGACCCUCCGAGCACGCAGGAGCGGCAGAGCAAAGAAGACCGUGAGCGUGUUCAGUCCAAGCGCGAAGCCCAAGGUUGCCCUGUCGUCGCGACGGAAGGCCGUCACACGAUGA
Messenger RNA from Acanthamoeba castellanii str. Neff, 1371 nucleotides. Its product is annotated as non-specific serine/threonine protein kinase. NCBI's taxonomy places the organism in Eukaryota, Discosea, Longamoebia, Acanthamoebidae. The transcript has 6 exons. Gene Ontology annotation, cellular component: nucleus; cytoplasm. Bases 1 to 1371 code for a protein of 456 amino acids. Gene Ontology annotation, biological process: intracellular signal transduction; mitotic cell cycle. Gene Ontology annotation, molecular function: histone H3T3 kinase activity. The record is from RefSeq and is a predicted model, not a curated record.